AUGAAAAAAUUAGGAAUUAGUUCCAAUCUAGACACUAAUUUAAAUCGUCUUAAAGAAAAUGAAACCAUUCUAAAAAAACCAAUAGAAAUAAACAAAAAUAUAAGAAGAUUGUCAUUUUUAAAUAAUAAAAGUAAUGAAAGUAAAAAUGAACAGUUAAAUAAGUUUGAUAAAACAAAAGUAAAAGAAAUAAAUGAUGUUUUUAAAAAUUGUAUGGUAGCUUUAUCUCACAAUAAGAUAUGCACUAGAAAUGCUUUUGAUAUAAGAAUAAUUGAUCAUUUAGAAGAUUUAGUAAAUUUAAAUGAUGAAGAAAUUAGUGAUGAAUUAAAUGAUGAACUAUUAGAAAAUGGAGAUUUUAAUUUAUCUUUUACAAGAGCAUCAAAAGCUAUUGAAGGUGCUACCAAGGUUUAUGGUUAUAGAGUUGAGGCAAUAUAUGAUCAGACAUAUAAUUUUUUAUCUAAUAUGAACAUAGCAAAACAAAAUGAAAUAAAUGAAGAAUUACAAGAUGAAAAAAAGAAUGUUAGUGAAAAUUCAACAAAAAAAAUGAAAAAAAGAAAAUUAGAAUUUCUUCAAGAAUCUUCUACCUUAGCUAAGUCAUCUGAUAUUACUAUUGAUUCUUUAUCUUUAUCAAAUAUAUCUGUAGAUACUUUUUUUUUAAAAUUAAAUAGUUUAUAUGAUCAUUCUUCAGGUCAAAGUUAUUUAUUACCAAAUUUAAUUUUAAAUAAUGAUUUAUCGAUACAAUUUGAUGGUGAUAUAGAUGCCUGUGAAUAUAAGAAAAGAAAAAAAAUAGAAGAAAUAAAUUCAGAAGUUUUGAAUGAUAAUAAAGAAGAAAAAGAAAACAUCUUAUCCACAGAUGCAGAAGAAAAUAUACAUGAUAAUAAUGAUAAUUUAUUGAUGAAACAUUAUAAAAAAAAAUUAUAUUUGAAUACAAAUAAAAUAAGAGAUAUUCUUUUAAACAAUGGGGAAGAUUUUAACAAUUUAAGCAUAUGCCCAGAAUUAGAAUAUUUUAAAGAAGAAAUAAACAAACAUAAAUUAAAAAAAUUAGAUUCAAAAGGAGAAGAAAAUGAAGAAGGGGAAGGAGAUGAAGGUAAUAAUAAUGAAAAUGAAGAAGAAGAAGAAGAAGAAGAUGAAAAAAAAAUUAAUAUGAAAAUGGUUGAAGAUUAUGGAGAAAAUUUUAAAAAUAGUUUAAGUAAUAAUAUGACAAUGGAUAAUUUAUGUGAUGAUAAUAAUAACAAUAUGGAAGAUAAUAAGAUUUUGAGUAGUAGCAAUAAUAAUUUUAAUAAUCAAGAAUAUAAAAUAGAAGAUUUAAAUAUUGAAAAUGUAAUGCAAGAAUCAAUGGCUUUUGAUAAUAUAAAUUUAAAUAAUUCCGUAUCAAACAAUUUAAAUUUUUCUCAAAGUAUGUUAUCUUUUCAUCAAAGUAGUAACUUAAAUGGAAUUUUACCAGAAAUGAUGAAGAGUGAAAAUAGAGAUUUUAGUAUUAUGAAUAUGAAUACAUUAAAUAACUUUAAUUUGAAUUCUCAGAAUGUUUUAUUUAAACAUCAACAAAGUGGAACACCAACUAAAAAAAGUAUGAUAUCAUCUAUUCCUGACGAAGAUACGUUAUGGAAUCGUAGUAUUAUGACUUUUGAAAAUAGAUUAAAUGCAAUUGAUGUAAAUAAUCAGUUUAAUUAUCAAUAUUAUAUACCUAGUAAAAUAAUGGUUAAUGGUAACUUUAGAAAUCUAAUGGAUAUUACAAAAAACACAUAUAAAAAUAAAACUGUUUUAGUUAAUGGAAUUCCGCAUAAGAGAGUUAAAACCUCUUUUAAUAUUUCAAGUAUUGAUUUUGAAAAUCUUCACAUUGAAAUUAAUGAUAUAGAACUAUCAACCUAUGAUUUAUGGAAGAAAGAAAAAAAAAAGUAUAUAUCUAAUGUUCUUUUUUCUGUUGAUCAAACUUCUUAUAUUUUUGAAACAAAAGAUAAUUGCAUUAAUUGUGUAAAUACAGUGACUGAUAAAAUAAUGAAAUUUUCUAAAUUACCUGUUAUUGCUUCAGAUGAAGAUAAUACUGAUAUUAAAUUAAAUAUUGUAUUAAAUGAGAUUAAUAAUGAUUUUAUAACAAAUGAUAUUGAUCAAAUAAAUUUUACAGAAUCUAAAAAUAUGCAAAGUUUAUAUGCUGAAAAUAUUGAGGAAAUACAAGAAAGUCAAAUACAAGAAGGAUUAAAUGAUGCUAUUGAUAAAUUUUAUAAUAUGGAUUUUGAGGAUAUAUGGCAAAAUGAAAACGAUAAUGAAAAUAAUCAAGAAAAACAAAAUACACAAAUUAAUGAUACAUCUAUUAUUCAAUUUAAUCAAAGUUUUUCCCAUGCUAAUAGUUUAGGAAAUAUGAAUAUUGAAAAUAUAUCAAAAUUUGUAGAUGUUUCAAAAAUCAAACAAAUUUUAUGUGAUAUUGUUAAACCAAAUGAACAAGAAAAUACCAAUAAUUUAGAACAAAAAGAAGAAAAAAAUGAUAAAAUUGUUGUUUACAAUGAAGAAAAAACUACAACUUUUACAAACAUUAUUAAAGAGACAAAAUUUAAAUUGAAUGAUUCAGAAGUUAAUAGCAUGUCUAUUCAUAUGCUUUUUGUAUGCUUACUGUAUACAUGUAAUGAUCAAGAAUUACUUUUAGAAAAGAUACCAAAUGAGGAAGAUUUUUAUGUUCGUUAUGGUUUACCUGUAGAAUUCCAUAUUAAACCUAAUGAUUCUUUAAUGCUUAAAAAUUAA
Molecule: messenger RNA, 2730 nt
Organism: Plasmodium gallinaceum
Lineage: Eukaryota; Apicomplexa; Aconoidasida; Haemosporida; Plasmodiidae
Product: chromosome condensation protein, putative
Exons: 4
Coding region: 1-2730 (909 amino acids)
Biological process (GO): mitotic chromosome condensation
Cellular component (GO): condensin complex
Molecular function (GO): chromatin binding
Source: RefSeq, a predicted model, not a curated record